ACGGAAAAGGCAAUAAAAAAUUGGGCUAAAAGCCUAAAACCUAGUCACCUUGGCUUUCACCCAUUUGUGUUUUUACCACUUGGGGAUCUCUGUCUGAUUCUCAACGCUAAACAAGUAAACAGAAUCAUACCCAACAAAGGAAAAGAAGCCUCUCUCUUUCUCUGACGCCUCCAAUUCUCCAUUUGAAGCUCUUGGGGUUUAGGCUUCUUAUUCAUAUUGAAGCUUUUUCAGGGUCUGGUGCAAUCUGCGAUUGAAGAUGAGCUCUGCAACUCUCAGCCCCAAUUUUCUCCAAACUGGGUGCCAAUGGAAGGAUGGAGUGAAGAAUUUAGAGUGUAAUAAGCGAAAUGCAGGGAAGGUGUUUGUGAAAUGUUCUGUGAAUUCAAAAACGCAGAAAGCAGAAAAGGAAGUUCGCCUUGGUGUUCUUGGAGCCAGUGGCUACACUGGUUCUGAGAUUGUUCGGCUGCUGGCAAAUCAUCCUCACUUUGGCAUUACCUUAAUGACUGCUGAUAGAAAAGCUGGACAGUCAAUUGCAUCGGUGUUUCCUCAUCUAAUUUCCCAAAAUCUGCCAAGGAUGGUUGCUAUCAAGGAUGCCGAUUUUUCUGAUGUGGAUGCAGUAUUUUGUUGUUUACCACAUGGAACAACACAGGAAAUUAUCAAAGGCCUUCCAAAGAGUUUAAAGAUUGUUGAUCUGUCUGCUGACUUCCGUCUACAAGAUAUAUCUGAGUAUGAAGAAUGGUAUGGUCAGGCACAUAGAGCGCCGGAUUUGCAGAAAGAAGCUGUGUAUGGUUUGACAGAGAUUUUGAGGGAGGAGAUUAAAAGUGCGCGUCUAGUUGCUAACCCCGGCUGUUAUCCGACUUCUAUUCAGCUUCCCCUUGUUCCAUUGUUUAAGGCUAAUCUCAUUCAAUCUAAAAGUAUUAUUAUCGACUCAAAAUCUGGUGUUAGUGGAGCAGGACGUGGUGCCAAGGAGGCUAAUUUGUACACUGAAAUAGCUGAAGGCAUAUAUUCUUAUGGCAUUACCCGUCAUCGUCAUGUUCCGGAAAUCGAGCAGGGACUAUCUAGUGCUGCCGAUUCAAAAGUAACCGUUAGUUUUACUCCACAUCUAAUGCCAAUGAGCCGUGGUAUGCAGUCAACUAUUUAUGUGGAAAUGGCUCCAGGGGUAGAAAUCAAGGACUUGCGGCAACAGUUGAGGUUAUCCUAUGAGGAUGAAGAAUUUGUAGUUUUGUUGGAGGAAGGUGUUGUUCCUCGCACGCAUAAUACUCGAGGUUCUAAUUAUUGUUUCAUCAAUGUCUUUCCUGAUCGAAUCCCCGGAAGAGCAAUAAUAAUUUCAGUUAUCGAUAAUCUUGUCAAGGGAGCUUCAGGUCAGGCUCUACAGAAUCUUAAUGUGAUGAUGGGAUUUCCAGAGAGCACAGGGCUUCUUUAUCAGCCAUUGUUUCCUUAACGUGCUCAUCACACAAAGCAAGCAGUGUGCAUCUAAGCAUCUGAGUUUCUGAUUACCUUCUGUUACCAAGGCUGAUAAGUGACAUUUUACUGAUUGUUGAAGGUAAUUAAGGUGGUAAGCAGCUAUUUGCAGGAGCUGCUUGGCAAAUUGUAAAAGUUUGCUUUAACAACGCAAUUUUAGAAUCAUCCUUUCCCUGUUCCAGUUAAAGAUUUUGCCCUCUUAGAUGCUAGAAUGGUUGAUUUAAUGGCAUGAACAAAAUUUACACCCCUUGGAUUAGUGAUGAUGAGGAUCUCAACUUUUUGGGUUCGAAUAUUAUGCUCUAGAAAGUACAAUAUGUUAUUGA
Molecule: messenger RNA, 1781 nt
Organism: Rosa rugosa (rugosa rose)
Lineage: Eukaryota; Viridiplantae; Streptophyta; Magnoliopsida; Rosales; Rosaceae
Product: probable N-acetyl-gamma-glutamyl-phosphate reductase, chloroplastic
Exons: 14
Coding region: 257-1438 (393 amino acids)
Biological process (GO): L-arginine biosynthetic process
Molecular function (GO): protein dimerization activity; NAD binding; N-acetyl-gamma-glutamyl-phosphate reductase (NADP+) activity
Source: RefSeq, a predicted model, not a curated record